Molecule: messenger RNA, 291 nt
Organism: Capronia epimyces CBS 606.96
Lineage: Eukaryota; Fungi; Ascomycota; Eurotiomycetes; Chaetothyriales; Herpotrichiellaceae
Exons: 3
Biological process (GO): protein import into nucleus
Cellular component (GO): nuclear pore central transport channel
Source: RefSeq, a predicted model, not a curated record
AUACAGAGACCCAACUCCAUGCUCACGUUCGAGAAAGAUCCGUUUCAAGGCACUCAGAGUAUCCUGGAGAAGUUGACGAAUCUGCCGUUCCAGAAAGUCCAACACCGGGUUGAUACAGCGGACGCACAGCCGUCAAACGAGACUGGAGGAAUUUUGGUCAUGGUAACUGGAGCUCUGAUGGUGGACGAUCAACCACAGCCCAUGAGCUACGUGCAAGUCUUUAACCUGCUACCUGAUGCCGGAAGUUAUUACGUGCAGAACGACGUUUUUCGAUGUACGUGGGAUAUCUCA